AUGGUGUACCAAGAUCAUUUAACAAAAUUUGUUCUUCUGAAAGCGUUGAAAACGAAACGGGCGGAAGAAGUUGCAUAUUAUUUGUUCGACAUUUAUACUACGUUUGGAGCACCCGUCAUUUUACACUCAGAUAAUGGACGAGAAUUCGUUAACUCCGUCCUAACAGAACUUCACGCUAUGUGGAACGACAUAAAAGUCGUACACGGCAAACCGAGACAUAGCCAAAGCCAAGGCUCGGUGGAACGUGCCAACAGAGACAUUGAAGAAAUGUUGGCUACUUGGAUGGCAGAAAAUAAUACAAGGGUAGGGUUGGCAUCAGCUGGAAUCCCUUACGAUGAAAUACCAAACCUUAAUUCUGAAGAAGAUUUCGAAACAGCAGCACUAGAAGAAGAUCAGCAAAUUAACGAAACUACUCUACGCAUACCAGCAAAUAAUGCAGAAGAUAGUACAUAUGAUAAUACAAGAGAUACUACAGAAGACAAUAGAGACGAUAAUGACAGUACAUCUGAAAUGGAAGCGCCUAAACAAACCAAGAAAACAGAAUCGGAUCCAGAAAUGAACAAGCGAGAUAAAGAUUUGGAGC
This is a messenger RNA of Onthophagus taurus, 583 nucleotides long. Lineage: Eukaryota; Metazoa; Arthropoda; Insecta; Coleoptera; Scarabaeidae. The record is from RefSeq and is a predicted model, not a curated record.